AUGCCAACCUUUGGCGUGAUGGAUGGCGAGGUGGUGGACGUGCCAUCGCUCCAGGCGCCGGGCUUCAUCAAGGCGGCGGCGGACGGCGCCUUCCCCGACGCCGCCUCCGCCUCCGCCGGAGCGCUCGAGCUGGAAGUCCGCUCGACCACGCCGCAGUACGCGGGCUUCCGCGUCAGCCUCGCCGCCGGCGCGGUGGCCCCGCCAUACUCCUGUGCGGGCGGAGGCUCGAUCCCGCUCUCGCGCGGCUGCUACAAGGCCAAGUUCUCCGUGCCGGCUGGCGACGGCUGGCACGCCGUCUCUGUCCCGUUCGCGUCCUUCUCCGACCUCUGGUCUCCCGCCACGGGCGAGCACACCAAGGAGCUCUCCUCCCUGCAGAGGGUCGAGCUGUGGGCCGAGGGCGCCGUCGGGAAGAAGCAGCUUCGUUUCGGCAUCUCUGGCCGCGAGCAGCCCACCGUGCCCGUGCCGCUCCCCGCAACCGAGAGCCUCGCCGAGGCGGUCUGCUGCGACAACCGCACGGUCGCCUACGCCGAGCCGCGCUUCCUCUACCAAGCCCCGGACAUCGCCCUCUACUCCAGGCUCGACGCCGGCGUCACCACCUUCUACGACUCCGUCUGCGGGCUGCCGCUGUUCCGCGCGCCGCUCAACCGCUCCCUCGCCGCCUUCAAGGCCGACACGGACGAGCACGGCUGGCCCUCCUUCCGCACCGCCGAGGUGGUUGCGGCCAACGUGGUGACCGACGUCAAGUCUGGUCUCGUCUCCUCGCGCUGCGGCACGCACCUCGGCUCCUACCUGCCCGACGGCGCGGGGCCGCGUUGGUGCAUGGACCUCUCCUGCAUCGCUGGCUCUCCGGCUGGUUCUCCGGCCUCGCAAGGCACCGCAGUCACCGCGGCGGCGUAAAGCCGUUGCGUUGCCCAUUGCGCAAGCAGGGCCAGCUGGCAGCUCCUUGGCACACGCAGCGAGCUCGAGCUUUGGUGGGAGAUGAAUUCCAACUGUAUUCUGUUUACUAGCUUCAUUGAUAGUUUUAGUAAGGAAUAUAGAUAUACUACUUACUAGAAGUGGC
Emiliania huxleyi CCMP1516 is the source of this 1060-nucleotide messenger RNA. RefSeq lists its product as hypothetical. The annotation marks the transcript as partial. The transcript has 6 exons. NCBI's taxonomy places the organism in Eukaryota, Haptophyta, Isochrysidales, Noelaerhabdaceae. The record is from RefSeq and is a predicted model, not a curated record.